AUGGAGGCUGUGCUUGGCCCAGGGGGAGGCCUGUUUUCUCCUGGGACCAACUUCUCUGUGCUUAAACUUGCUGCAAAAAUGGAGAUGCGAAGGCCCGGGCGGGCCCCCUGUGGCAGAGCCCAGGCCCCUCGCAGCAGAGGCGGGUGCCUUCGCGGAUCACAGCGGGGCGAAGGCCGUCCGUGCCUGGUGACAUGUGCGACAGCCACCGGGCAGACCAGAAAAAGGAGAACAGCAGAGCAGGAGAUUAAGAAAAGAGAAGAUGGGAAAAUUGCUAAAAAACAUCAAUAUGAGAUUAAGAGUUGUUGGCCGCCCACAAUAACAGGAGGCAUCUCACCUUGCAUAAUUAUUGAAACUCCUCACAAAGAAUCAGUAACCACUGACUUCUCCAGAUUCAAAAAGUACAGGUUCAGAAAUGUCUUCAUAAAUCCAUCACCUUUGCCAGAACUCAACUGGGGAAAUUCCAAAGACGUCUGGCUCAACAUCCUGAAGAAGGAGAACAGAUAUGCUCAUUGCAAACAUUUCACAUCACUACAUUCUAGUUUGCAACCUCACAUGAGAUCAAUACUGUUAGACUGGCUCUUAGAGGUAUGUGAGGUGUAUGCACUCCACAGGGAAACCUUUUACCUAGCUCAAGACUUUUUUGAUAGAUUCAUGUUGACACAGAAGAACAUUAACAAGAGCAUGCUUCAGCUCAUAGGAAUUACCUCAUUAUUCAUUGCCUCCAAACUUGAGGAGAUCUAUGCUCCUAAAAUACAGGAAUUUGCUUAUGUCACUGAUGGUGCUUGCAGCGAAGAUGAUAUUGUAAGAAUGGAGCUUAUUAUGUUAAAGGCUUUAAAAUGGGAACUCUGUCCAGUGACGAUUGUCUCUUGGCUGAACCUCUAUCUUCAAGUGGAUGCUCUGAAGGAUGUUCCCAGAGUGCUGCUACCUCAGUAUUCUCAGGAAAAAUUCAUUCAAAUAGCACAGCUCUUAGACCUGUGUAUCCUAGAUUUGAAUUCUUUGGACUUCCAGUAUAGAACACUAGCUGCUGCAGCGCUCUGCCACUAUACCUCAAUUGAAGUAGUUAAGAAAGUGUCAGGCUUAGACUGGGAAAGCAUCUCAGAGUGCGUAGAAUGGAUGGUUCCCUUUGUGCGCGUGGCAAAAAAAGUCCCAGUGAAGCUGAAGAACUUUAAGAAGGUUGCAGCAGAAGAUCGACACAAUAUCCAAACACACACAAAUUACUUGGACAUGCUGGAAGAAGUUAACAAUGGAGUAACAUCUACUGCCCCCGGUCAGUUAUCACCUGUGUCAACAGGAGGAAUAAUAACCCCUCCCAAAAGUACAGAGAAGAAAUGAAAUCUGGACAACAUCCAUCAUGGACAAUUUCAGACACAGAACUUGGUGCUUCGGAACCAGACCCUACUAAAGAUGGCUCAUGCUCUUUACAAGACCUCGGCAGUAAAGUACACAGCAAACAGCAGCAGCUGGAAAGGGAGACCCUACAGCCUUGAUAAGAGUUAGACCAAGCACCCCUUCACCCUCCCACAGGAGCCAGGACUACUUCGGUCCAUUCUCAGACACAACUUAGUUUGACUCUGACUGUUCCUAACUUAUGAAUUUCAAGAACUUUUUAAAAAUGGCUGAGUGGCAAAGUUUGUCCACUCAACCUUGCUUUAACUUGGGCUUAGCCAUACAGAACUUGUACAUAUUACCUCUUCUUGUUUUUUUUUUCUCGUCUUGGUAAGGUCAGAGCUUAAGGCCUGUUAGUUAGUCACCCAUGAGCUCAGGUGCAGUAUUAUAGAGGUCAGUGGGUACACAGUUUACUUUUCUGAAACCACUCUGCCCUUGCAGUCCAGGGGC
Molecule: messenger RNA, 1836 nt
Organism: Athene cunicularia (burrowing owl)
Lineage: Eukaryota; Metazoa; Chordata; Aves; Strigiformes; Strigidae
Gene: CCNE2
Product: cyclin E2
Exons: 10
Coding region: 1-1332 (443 amino acids)
Biological process (GO): G1/S transition of mitotic cell cycle; regulation of cyclin-dependent protein serine/threonine kinase activity
Cellular component (GO): cyclin E2-CDK2 complex; cyclin E1-CDK2 complex; nucleus
Molecular function (GO): cyclin-dependent protein serine/threonine kinase regulator activity
Source: RefSeq, a predicted model, not a curated record